UAUCAGAAACAAAUUACAUAACAGUAGUCAAUAGACAGUUGUACUUAUUGGUUGUUUAUCGUUUAUCCGUGUUAGCCAGUACUACGAAGUAUACUCGUAUGUCAGUUUACUAGCUUUAUAAAAUUUUUUAUUUCGUCUUAAAUUUGACCAACGUAAUUCGUCACUGCUAUCUCUUUCACUGAGUUAUACUGUUAUUAUUAUGUUAACUAGUUAACACCAAUACAAUGGACAAAUACGACAAAGCCUCUCAGCAUAUUAAAGAUUCCUUGAACACUAAAAAUCUAGCAGAAUGUCUAUCACAAACAGGACGUUUUUCAUAUUGUGCUUUAUGUGCAACUUCCUUAAGCUGCCUAUAUAAAUAUCCUGCACAUGUAGAUUUUAAGUUGGACUGUUUACGUAUAUUAUGUAAUCAUUUAAGACUAAUGUUACAAUUACCAACUAUGCGAGAGAUGGCCAAUUGUGAACUUCCCUUAGAUGCCAAAGUAUAUGUUCGAGCUCUCAAAAAAGAAGAAGUACUGAAAGAAGGCAUGAUGAUUAUUGUACAAGACCUUCUAUUGCUAGCCAUUUCAAAUGGAUUUAAAGUAGGUAUCUAUGAUGCUCGAUGGAGAGUCCUCAUAUUAUAUGUUAAUCGUGUGUUUGAUCUUGAUUUAAAUACAGUAGAUAAUUUUGAGUUAAGCGUUGUAAAUUGUUUAUCAAAUUUUUUGCCAGUUCAAACUGAACAAGAACAAGCUGAUGCUGCUCGACGUAUUCGUGUAUCAAAAACUAAACGUUUUGCAAUGAUUGGAUUCGCAUCGGUUGGUGGUGGAAUUCUCCUUGGUUUAACUGGUGGAUUGGCUGCUCCUCUUAUUGGUGCAGGACUAUCUAGUAUCAUAGGAACAUCAAUUGUUGGAGCUAUAGGAACAGUAGGUGGUACAGCUAUUGUUGGAUCACUUUUUGGUGUUGCAGGAGCAAGUUUAACUGGAUACAAAAUGCAUAAAAGAGUUGGUGACAUAGAAGAGUUUCAAUUUCGUAAGCUGUCAACAGAUAUAGAAACUGGAGAUAUUCACUUACAUAUUACUAUUGCAAUAUCUGGAUGGUUAAAUGAGGAUAUAGAAACCAGCUAUAGUCAACCUUGGAAAUAUCUUCGAGACAGCCCAGAACAGUAUUAUCUACGAUAUGAAUCUUCUUAUUUGUUGGAGUUUGGAAAAGCUAUGGAAUACUUUUUUAGUUUUGCGGUUUCUGUAGCAGUUCAAGAAUCUUUGAAGUACACUGUACUCUCAGGCCUGAUGGCAGCUAUUGCAUGGCCUGCAGGAAUUUUGGGUUUGGCCUCUGUCAUUGAUAAUCCAUGGGGUGUGUGUUGUCGACGAUCAGCACAAGUUGGAAAACAAUUAGCUGAAACACUACUUUCACAUAGUCAUGGUAAUCGUCCAGUAACAUUGAUUGGUUAUAGCCUUGGCGCUCGAGUUAUCUAUUAUUGUUUACGAGAAAUGUCUCAAAGAGAAAAAUGUCAAGGUAUUGUCCAAGAUGCUAUCUUAAUAGGCACUCCGUGCACUAGAAACUCUUCAGAUUGGAACAAAAUUUCAGAAAUUGUAGCUGGAAGAGUAGUGAAUGCAUAUUGCAGGAGUGAUUGGUUCCUGAAAUUCUUGUAUAGAACACUUUCUAUGCACGCAAAUGGAGUAGCUGGUCUUCAAGCUGUUCAAUCAGUUAGUGAUAGAAUAGAAAAUAUUGAUUUGACUGAUAUUGUUUCAGGACAUUUUGAGUAUCCACAAAAACUAACGGAGAUUUUAAUGUACAUUGGAGUUAAUGUAGAUGCAUCGGCCAAAAUUCAAUUAAUUACUACACAAUCUAUGCCGGAAGGAAUAUCAGAGAAUUUAAAAAUAAAUGAUAAUUAUACUGUCAAAAAAUCAAAAUCUGUAAUUGAUCUUACAAUUAUUGAUACCAAAAAAAAUGAGGCGCAAUGACUGUUUUAUCUGGAAAAACAUAUCGAGCUUAUUUCUUCAACACAAUAUCAUAUUAAACACUAUUUUAAAACUUAUGUUUAGAAAAAAAAAAA
Molecule: messenger RNA, 2032 nt
Organism: Acyrthosiphon pisum (pea aphid)
Lineage: Eukaryota; Metazoa; Arthropoda; Insecta; Hemiptera; Aphididae
Product: transmembrane and coiled-coil domain-containing protein 4
Exons: 11
Coding region: 225-1940 (571 amino acids)
Source: RefSeq, a predicted model, not a curated record